This is a messenger RNA of Galleria mellonella (greater wax moth), 2235 nucleotides long. RefSeq lists its product as uncharacterized. Gene Ontology annotation, cellular component: nucleus. The record is from RefSeq and is a predicted model, not a curated record. Bases 223 to 1335 code for a protein of 370 amino acids. Gene Ontology annotation, molecular function: zinc ion binding. The transcript is spliced from 5 exons. Lineage: Eukaryota; Metazoa; Arthropoda; Insecta; Lepidoptera; Pyralidae.
GUCAAUCAAUGUUAGAAAUUUUUAAUUGUUUAAUUAAUGUUAUUCAUACAGUUUAUAAUUCAAGGAUGUUUACUUUAUUGAAAUUGAAAUAAAAAUAUAAUUUCAUUAAAAAGUGGAUUAAUGUCUUUAAAUUAUUAUUCUCAGAUUAAAUUGGAAAAAAAAUAUUUAUCCUAAUCACAAAUUCACAAUAUACCGGCAUCAAAUUUCUUAUAUGAAUUGACAAUGGUCAAUUCUGAAAAAGUUAAAGCAUGUAGACUGUGUCUUUUGAUGGAUGUUAGGAUGAUUGAAAUCGAUGCAAAUCUGGAAAAUAGUAUGAAAUCCAUGUUAGGAAAAGACGUGAUCAACACAGAUAGCUUUCCACCGUACAUAUGUUUUGAAUGUGCUGCAUAUGUAAGAAAAUUUAAAAAGUUUAGAGAUAAAUGUCUGAUAGCUCAGUCAAUUCUCUAUACAUUGUUGAAAAGCAAGAAUAAAAUAACUGACCAAGAAAUUAGAAGUAUUGACAGAAAAAUGUUAAAGCUGCAAUCACAACUGACAUAUAUAAAGAUAACUUCAGAAGAAUCACAUAGGGAACAUUUAACCACAGUCAAAGUUGAACCUGAAUACAUUAUUUCCGAUGUGAUUGUGGAAGAAAACAUUAAGAAUGAAGUGGACAGCUUUGUUGAUGAUCAUAAUGAUGCACUCAGAAGUCAUUGUAAUGAUGACUCGAUUCCGGAAGUAGUAAAUAAAAAGGACAAACGGAAACGACCCCCGAGAAAGCAUAAAGAGAAAAAUUAUGGCAAUGUGGGGACGGUGACCGAGAGCAAUUUGACGCGGGAGCAGUGUGGGGGCGACGUUAUGUUGAAUGACGUCACAAUCACAAAUAGAUCUACACAGCAAUUGUUAAUCGAUAACUCAAAACCGAAUGUAACUGAUAAACAAGUUGCCCUUACGAGAGCCCAAGAGAAAGCGAAAGCCAGAAAACGCAGGUUUCUAGAAAAAAUGACGCCCGAACAAAAAGAGUUGAAGAGGAAAAAAGAUCUGCAAUAUUAUCAUAAAAGAAAAGCAGAAAAGAAGAAGAAUAUAGCUGAGAUGCCAGAAAAUCAGCGGACAAAGCUCAGGGAAUUGUGGAGAAUAAACUCCAAGAAAUACAGGGAAAGGAAGAAGAGAAUAGAGGUUCCUGUAGUCAAGAAUGAGGUAAUUAUAAUUCCGGAAAUCAAGAAGGAGGCAGAGGUGCCAGAAAUUAAGAAAGAAGUAGAAAUACCAGAGAUUAAGAGUCAGAUUGAAAUACCAGAAGUUAAAAAAGAAUUUAUACUGCUUCCAGAAAUUAAGAAUGAAGUUGAUUUUUUCGAUGAAUAGUCAAGAAUUAAAAACAAGCACAAUUACUGGCUUUAUAUUUGAUACUCAUCUUAAAAUUAAAAAAAUAUUUUAUUAUAAUAAAAAAUUGUAAGGUUCAUUCAUAAAAAAAAGAUAUAUCGAAAAAUAUUUAUAUUCAAAUAAAAAUUUUGAAUUUUGAUUAAUUUAAUCUUCAAUCAUUGAAUAGAAGCAUUUGAAACUGUAAUAAAUAUUAUUUUUUAAUCAUAAUUUCCUAAUAAAAACGCGGGAACUUUGAUUUUUUUUUUUAUUACUUUAUAUUCAUCACUUUUGAGGCCCUUCAAUGAACUUUUAUACUUUAUAAUGCCAUCUAGCGGUAAAAAAAGUAUUUUCUCCUUAUAAAUUUAAACAAUGACAUAAGGAUAAAAAAUAAGUACAGGCAAAAUGAUUAUCAUGCUAAAGUAUACAGUACUAAUGAGACAUAAAUACAUACAUUUAAUUUUCAAUGAAACAGUGUCUAAGUGAACAAUUUGAUAUCUAAACAAGACUGAAUGGAAAUUUUUGUUAUUAUGUUAAAAGUAUUUAAGAUUAAUGGUUUAAAAAAAGAAAGAAAGAAAUGAAGAAGCAUGGGAUUUACACAGUAGCACACAAAAGAAACAAAAACUAAACAAUAGUAUAAAAAUAAAAAUCGUUAUCUGCUCAAUUAAAGUCUAAAUUAAAAAAAAAAAAGAAUAAAUAAACUAAAAUAAAAGAAUUUCUCUAUUUUUAUUUGUUUAAAAAUUAUAUACUUACAUGAUUGGUAAAAAACCACUAUUAUAUUCGAGUUUCAUAGUGGAUUAAUUCGGAAUUCCUUACACAUAGUUGAUAAAACACUUUUAUCCAUGUCAUCUAUCUAAUACGUAUGUACAGAAAUAGAAUCCAUCCAAUAAACUAUAUCAUCACAUA